CCAGCGACAUCAGGAGCGUCCCGGCCGCAGUUCCGCCCCUGCCAAAUGCUGGAGGCGUGCGAGGGGGCCGCCCCUCCUACGCGGCCAAGCAGGGGGGCGCCGACUUCAUGUUCGACUACGGGCUCGCCUUCAGCUUGCGGCCUGCCGGAGCAUUUGCUCGGGGCGGAUUUGGCUCGACGUGCAUCGGCCGCACCUGUGGAGGAAAGGGGGCGGUCUACGCCCGGGGGAGCGAACCCUUCAUCUGGGAGAGGAAACGAAACCGGGGUGGGGCACUCAUCUGCCGAGGUGGAGGAGGGCAUUUACUGUGCUUGCGGUGCGUGGAGGCCGAGUACAAAGCUGGGCGCCCCUUUGUUUCGAGCGCGACCGGGGGCCCUGUCCCCCAGCAGGAGCUGUUCACCAAGUACGAAGUGUUCCCCAAGACAAAAGAGCUUCGAGAGGUACAGUCAAGGGAGGUGGCAAGCGAGGGCGGCUACCAGUUCUUCGUCCAGAGGAGGGACCUUGCCGCAUGCCCAUACUGCCGCGAAUCUAGAACGGCUGCUCCAUUGAAGCGGGGGGUGAAGAGAACGCUCGAGGAGGGGGCGAGUCCACGGGAGCUCGGCAUGGCGGCCCUCCUCUCGGAGCUUACACGAAGCAAGAUUCCACCAAUUGCGGUUGCUCCCGGCCUCUUUCUUGUGCCCCUGCUCGACGUCUCCAGCGGCCGCCUCCUGGAAGUCUCUGCAACCGAACGGGGCCUCAUUAAUGUCCCUCGACUCGUCAAGGUCGACCACACGGGCAACUUUCAAUGCCUCUGUGGUCAAAAGGCGUGCCGUGACCACGACACGAGGUUCCUGGAGGGGACCCGUUCUAUAGGCGGCUGGUGGCAGGGCGGGGAGGCCAUCUUCACAACCUUUGACGGAAGCCGUCCGUUCGUUCGAGAGGUCACAAGCGGCGUGCCUUGGGUGUUGCCCUGGGAACAAGGGGGGUGCGUGGGGGGCGCCCUCCGUGGGGUAGAUGCAGAGGCGUGGAAGGGCGGGCCACAGCUUCGAGUGUUUGUCGUGAGCGAUCCUGGAGAGGAGCCCGUGGUUUGCGUGCUCGGAGGAGAGACUGCGCAAUGCAGCAAUGUCAACUGCGCGGGGCCGGAGCGGUGCGGGCACCUUUUGAGUGUGCUCUCGAAGCAAGCCUUGCCUCUGAUCGAACGUGCAAUUGAUGGAGGUAGGAGCGAGGCGACUCGGGUCCUCGCUGAGAGACGCACCGAGAGGGUCGCGUAG
This is a messenger RNA of Klebsormidium nitens, 1247 nucleotides long. The record is from the annotation of a GenBank genome assembly. NCBI's taxonomy places the organism in Eukaryota, Viridiplantae, Streptophyta, Klebsormidiophyceae, Klebsormidiales, Klebsormidiaceae.